AUGGCAUCAAUCGAACAAGAUGAUAUCUUCAACGUGGAAGACGAUGAAAUGGAAGAUGAAUAUCAAGAAGAAGAAGAAGAACAACAACAACAACAACAAGAACAAGAACGACAGGAUGAAGACUACGAUAUGGAUGUGGAUACAGACAAUGUAAAUCAACAACAAGUAAAUGAUAACCAAGAUGGAGAAGAAUUGGAUGAUGAAGACGAAGAAGACAAUGACAAUGACAAUGAUGAUAUGGAGGAUGUAGAAGAAGACGACGAUGACGAUGUUCAGGAAGAAGAAGAAGAAGACGAGGAAGAUGAGGAAGACGAGGAAGACGAAGAGGAAGAAGAAGAAGAAGACGAGGAAGAGGAAGAGAAGGAAAACAACCAAGCAGAAAUUACUUUAAAGAAUGAGAAAGAAACCCAAAGCCAAAAACUUGAACCACUGAAUACUCAUACUACCAGUCUGGAAAAAGAUGACAAAUCCCAACAACAAGAGUCAAUUGGUACACCAAGUAAUAUCAAGACUAAUCUUGAAGACGGCGAUGCUGAUGCUGAUGCUGCUGCUGCUGAUGAAGUAUUACGACCGACUCAAGAUUUAUUAGGAGAAGAAAUAAAUGACAACAUAAAAACUCCCUCUUCUUCAAACCAAGAACCUAUGGAUUUGACAAAAGAAGUUGCACUUUCCAGUACAACAACUACAAAGGAUAAUGAAGACAAUACUACCGUAAAUACUAUGGACACAGAACCAGUAUCAGACAAUACAAAGGAUACUUCUAUUGACGAGAAAGAUAAAGACAAAGAUAAAGAUCAAGCACAAUCAUCUAAACCUCAAACUGAACCUGAAGCAGAACCUAAACCUAAACCUAAAACAAUAGUUGAGCAACAUGAUAAACAGCUAACAGCUCUAGAUGAUAAUGUCAAAGAAAAAAGCUCGUCUCCAUCGUCUGCAUCACCACUGGAAAACACGCUUUCAUUUAGAGAACAAAUCAUUGCUAAAGCCAAAAAGGCAACUGACUUUGACAUUGUUCCACAAGUAGCGAUCCCAUACACAUCCCAAUGCCAUGCUUUGGCAUUCACAAAAGGCCCCAAAUGGAUACUUACAGGUGGAGAAGACGGCUUUAUUAGGAAAUACGAUUUCAUCCUGUCUGUCCAAGGUAAAGCACCCUUGACCAUGGCACAAAAACAUAAUUUGUCAGAUGCAAUUAGUAAUGCUGGUGUCAUAUGCUCAUAUUGGGAAAAUGAACAACCUUAUACUAGAAAGCAGUUGAUGAAACAAUUGCCCAAACUCAAGGAUUCGGAUUUUUCCACCGGUAGUGUUAGCUAUGAACCCAAAGUAAAUCCCAUUUACGCAUUAGAAGCAGAAAAAAAUGGUUACUGGUGUCUAUCUGGUUUACUUUCGGGUGGAAUAAGUCUUUACACAAUGAGAUAUAACGAAGGAACCAUCCACCACUACUUUUACCAAGGUAGCAAAGAAAACCCACGUAGAGGACACCGAGACACCAUUAGUGCUUUAAAACUAAAUCAAGAAGAAGAUAAGUUUCUUAGUGGAUCGUGGGAUAAAACAAUCAGAGAAUGGGACUUGAAUACCGGGAAAACAACUAUGGAAUUUGCACCAUCUUCAGGUCAGAUUUCCAACAUUGAGUUUCGACCAAACGGACUUGAAGACAUUUCCUUCCAAGUAGAGAUGGAGGAGGAACAAACAUUAACCAAAAAUUUGAAUGGGAACAACAAGGGUAAAAAAGAAAAAAAAGAUGAUGAUGGUGAUGAUGAUGUUGAUUCACUUUUUGGAGAUAGUGAUGGCGAUGAAAAUAUUGAUAACAAUACCGAUAAGGAAGACAAUGAAAACACAUUCAAGCAACCCCGUGCCCCCUUGCAAUCUAAACCACAUCGUAACUCUGACAUAUUCAUGAGUUCAAGUAUAGAUGGUACAAUAAAUAUCUGGGAUGUGCGUGUAUCAACACCGGUGAUCCGCUUGGGUGUAUCUGAAGGAAUUCCACCAUGGUGUGUAUCACUGACAUGGUCCAAUAACGGAGAAUUUAUUUAUGCUGGGCGACGCAAUUCUACAAUCGAGGAAAUUUCCAUUAGAAUGCCUCACAAGCGUUCCAAAUCUGGUCACCAUAAUGAUACAAUGAUUCCCAAUGUUUCCAAGCUAUUGCAAUUCCCAAAAAUAAGUGGUCCCGUUAGUGCAAUUGCCACUAUGCCAAAUGAUGAUUUCAUCUUGUGUGGAUCAAAUGAUAAUAUUAGACUUUAUGACCUACGUCUUUAUGAUGAUCUAUCAAAUACUGCAGUGAACACGAAAAAGCAAGCAACUCCGUUCCUUAUUGUUCCUGGUCACCAUGGCGGUAUGCUCUCACAAUUGUACGUUGAUGAGACUGGUAGAUUUAUGGUGAGCGCAAGCGGAUAUAGAGGUUGGGGUCAUGGUACUUACACCGAUACUGUGCUUAUAUACGAAAUAGACUUUGAUUAA
Lodderomyces elongisporus is the source of this 2454-nucleotide messenger RNA. RefSeq names its product SAGA complex subunit (gene SPT8). The record is from RefSeq and is a predicted model, not a curated record. NCBI's taxonomy places the organism in Eukaryota, Fungi, Ascomycota, Pichiomycetes, Serinales, Debaryomycetaceae. Gene Ontology annotation, molecular function: protein binding. Bases 1 to 2454 code for a protein of 817 amino acids. The transcript has a single exon.